UCGUUAGUAUUUAGUAUUUAGUCUUCUAUCCACGCUUCUUCUCCGCAUUCUUGACGUUUUCCGUGUUCCGCUUUCCGUUUUCCGUUUUCCUUAUAUGGCCUCAAACCUUACCUACGUACUUGACAUUUCUUGCUACUGUUAUCGCACAGCACAAAGUAUAAUUUAUCGUUAUCCCCCACAUCAUCAUACUUUUUCUUCCCUCUUUCCUCCUUAUCUCCCACUCUUCCCUCAAUCCCGUCACCAAAGGGUUUGUGACAAAGGAACAGAAUCAUCCUUCCACAUCACACUUCGUACAUCAAUCAAAGCCGCAGAGUGAUCGAUGAUCGUUCCAAAAACAUCCGAACUACAUACCUCCCUCCUACCUAGUACAUCCUACAGUUUCAACGCACGGAGAUCCAUUCUGCCGACAUCCAAUCCACGCUAAUCCAAUUUGAGUUUGACUAUCUCCCUCUCCAAAACAGCUCCAAGCCAAGAAGAGAGUUUCACUUCAUCUUUUGUAGUAGUGGGAAUGCACCCUCGAUAAAACUACAAAGUAUUUGCUCCUCUUAAAUUAAUGGAUAUGUGAUAUUCGAUUGAGAGAUUGCUAUUUGUUUACGACUUUCCGUGGAUUUUUCUCUUGUUCUCUAUUCACUCUUCCCUUCCUCAACUGCAUCAUCUCAAUCAUGCUUCUACCGGAUAAGGGAGGGAAUAUGGCGAAAUGCCUUUCGAUCCUCCUGCUCUUCGUCGGGUUGGUUGCUGGUCAAACUUCCACGGCUUCCUUCUCGCCCUCGAAUCAUACUUUGCCAUCUAACAUGACGAACCCGGAUUUUGAAUUGUCUUUGACGUCUGGGAAUAGCGAUCUCUUGAUCAGGAAUAUGUACAACAUUGCCCCGCUCACUGCUGAGGCGGGAAUAGGACAAACUGAGACUGCUGUAAAUCAAAUUAACAUCAACGGAUCUAUUGUCCCCAGAGAUGCGUCAAAUGCGAGUAAUCUAUCCAUCACCGAUAUAGCAUAUAUGAAUUGUGAUCCAAACGAAAGCUCCAACAUUGAUUCAACACAAGCUAUUAUCAUGGCAGGAAAUGCGCGGCCAAAGGCCAUAUUAUUGUAUAGCUUAUACUCCCAGGAGUGCAGCAUUACCGGCGAUUCUGCUUAUAAAACAAUUUAUACAAUGGUGUCUGCCUCCGAUUCAAUGGCUUUAUUUGUUACUUUGAACAAUUAUUCCAACGGCUCAUUGGUCGCAAGAUUCGUACCCAACCAAAGCUCGUCAGAUAUAGGUUCGGCAUCGCAAACUAGUAACAACGGAGGACCGCCACCAACUACAGCUGUUGCCAUGAGCAUUCUAUACAGUAUCACUGGAAUUAUCACUUUGCUAUUCUUGAUAAUUAUAGCCACGGGAGCCAUUCGCGCUCACAGGCAUCCGGAAAGAUAUGGGCCACGGAACGCUCCAGGAAGACCAAGGCAAAGUCGAGCAAAGGGUCUUGCGCGAGCUAUGUUGGAAACUCUACCCAUCGUGAAAUUCGGGGAUCCAGAACCAGGGAAACCAGGGAGUACUGAUAUUGAAUUGGAGAAUGGCAGUGUUCAUCAUGUUCCUGUUACUUCUACAACAGAUGCCACGACCAGCGACACAUCAAAAUUUCCGGUUACCGCGGCAGCAACUUCCGAGAAGGGUUUGGGUGCACAUCCUGAGUCAGGGGAUAACGAAGCAUCGGCGGCCACGAAGGAGAACGAGCUUUUACAAUGUUCGAUUUGUACAGAAGAUUUCGCUACCGGUGAAGACGUUCGAGUGCUUCCAUGUCAUCACAAAUAUCAUCCUGCUUGCAUAGACCCUUGGCUAUUGAAUGUCUCAGGAACUUGUCCAUUAUGUCGCCAUGACCUCCGACCUACAGCAACUCAUGCCCAAUCUGCAGAUGAUGAACUUCCCCCUCCACUUGAUGCGGGUGAAGGAGAAGCAGCUAGUCAACACACAGCUGGUACUUCUGAAAACGGAGAGACCAGCUCUCGUAGUCGCGUUUCUCGUCUUAUGCAUCUUCGCAAUGCUCCCCCCGAGGAGAGUAUUGCUACCCUUCGCGAAUUUGCACGUGAGCAAUCCCAACAAGAAGUGGCUGCACCAAAUGAGGACGGAGUCGAAGAACAAGGCAGAAGAGCUAGCCUUGCAGGUCGACUCCGAACCACUCUCCGAAUAAGAACACGAGCACAAGCACCCACUGUGCCCGAAACGACAGCAACAACAUGAUAUGAUCACUAACUCAUAGUAUUUUUAACGAUUCGCAUAACGACCUUUUAUAUUUAUAUUUUAUGACUUUAAAUAGUGGCUCUCCAAAUCCGACGUUUUACUACAGUAUUGUGAAAGCAGAGUACAUCAUAUUGAAACUGAUUAGCGUGGACGGAUGAGAAUGAUGGAUGAAAUGGUACGAACAAUUGGAAAGGAUGGAUCUGAAUAGAUGGAGUUUGGCGUCAAUUAUUUACCCUUGAUUUUCACAAGUACAAUCGAGCAUGGAUUGGGUCUGGUCUAGUUUGGGCGGUGUUUUAUCAAGCACCCAGGAUUUCGGAUGGUUGGAGGAUAUGGAGCGGCGCAGUGGGUGGUAAAAUUAGGAGUCGCGGAAGCUAAGGGAGAUUUUUGUCAGCGACUGCAAUAUUUUAUUAUUGUAAUAUAUCUUGUAGGACCUGAUUUCUACGCGAGAUGGGCUCGAUAAAUAUCAUACUAUGCCUGUCAU
Botrytis sinoallii is the source of this 2694-nucleotide messenger RNA. RefSeq lists its product as uncharacterized. The transcript has 3 exons. Lineage: Eukaryota; Fungi; Ascomycota; Leotiomycetes; Helotiales; Sclerotiniaceae. The coding region runs from base 663 to 2213 and encodes 516 amino acids. The record is from RefSeq and is a predicted model, not a curated record.